AUGACGCCCUCUUCGCGUUUCGGGCACGCCUUUGCCACUGAGCAGGCCAUCUUCGCGCGGGCGCCCACAUGUUGUGGCACGGUGUUCGAGCUGCGUAGCGAACCGUGGAAUGGGCUCCAGGUCGACUCCAGGAAGAUCCGCCGGAAAAGGGCUGAAGCUGCAGCCCAACGCCUGGCUGGGCUGGCUGGACUGGACAGCCUCAUGGGGGGAGUCCAGAUGGCGAGCGGGACUUGGAACAUGGCACGGUUGAUCGCGCCUCCACUCCUGACGAAGCUCGCAUUCGUCACCGAGCUGAUCAAACAGGCUAUGAGAUUUAACCGAGGAAAACUUUUUCGACCACGGCUUGUUCCUCUACAUUAUGGAAAUUCUUACAAAGGACAGUCUAUCUCCGGCGGUCGGCAAUCUGCGAGGCAGUGGGACCGGCCUGACCAGAAGGGUCCCCAUCACGGAGCCGGCUGA
Messenger RNA from Diaporthe citri, 459 nucleotides. RefSeq lists its product as uncharacterized. Lineage: Eukaryota; Fungi; Ascomycota; Sordariomycetes; Diaporthales; Diaporthaceae. The transcript has a single exon. The record is from RefSeq and is a predicted model, not a curated record. The coding region runs from base 1 to 459 and encodes 152 amino acids.